AUGUCCCGUAAAGUCACGGAACAGGAAAAAGAAGCCAUCAGAGAAUGGAUUGAAAAAGUUACUGGAGAGAAAUACUCAAAACCCAACGAUCCCUAUGUUUCCUUGAAAGAUGGAGUUUUAUUAUGUGGUUUAAUUUCAGCUCUUCGAUGUACCAAAAUGCCAACUUACAACAAGGAAACCAAAGGUGUCAUGUUCAAAGAAAUGGAAAAUAUUGCCUAUUUCAUGCAACAAGUUCAAAAAGUUGGAAUCAAACUUGAAUGGACACUCAAAGCUCUACACAAGAAUACUGAUAUGAAUGCAGUUCUGUUAUCUAUUAUUGAACUGUCGAAUCAUGUGAAAGCCAAUAACACCGAAGGAUAUAAGGGACCAUUUUUGGAAUUAUCCACGAGUUCUGAAAACAAUAAUAGCAGUGGCAACAGUACGAAUAGUCAAUCUUCCAUGGAGGCUGCAUCCACCACAAAAGUGACAUCCAACAUUGUAUCCUCUCCAACCGUUGUGAAAAAAUCUGCAACCAUCAAUUCUGAAUCUUCCGAGUCUCCAAUUUCAUCAUCGGGAGCAACUUCGAGAAUUCGAAGAUUAUUUGGAGGAGGAAACAAACAAGAGGAAAAGACAGAUCCUUCUCCUCCUUCUUCAGUGACUUCCACAAUCAAAUCAACAACAGGUACUGCAACAACAACCUCUCCAAGGGUGACAUCCGCAUUGAGAAAGGAUGAUAAAUCAUCUUCAUCAACAACCUCUCCAACAACACCUGUCAAAAGUAGUAACACUGGUGUGAAUUCGAGCUCAAAUUUACCAAAAACAUCAUCCUCUUCAUCAUUGUCCAAUUCCAACAGUUCUCCAUCUUUACUUUCAAAAAUUUCAUCUUCCGAUUCAUUGAAUUCAUCGUCACCUUCAAGAAAAUCUUCUUCUGUUUCUCCAUCAGAGGAUGGUUCAGAUGAUGAUGAUGACGAAGUUAUCGAAGAAGAAGUUUUGGUUCAGAUUUCAAAAUUGAAGGAAAAUAUUGAAAAUCCAACACCAGAGUAUUUGAGAUCUUUAAAUCAAAAAUUGGAGGGUAAAACCUUGAAAUGGUGUAACAAAUUUGAGAAUGAGAAGGGAUCUUUCUAUUUGGGAGAAAUUAUUUUACAAGCCAACAAACCCUUCAAAGGAGCUAAUGAAAAAAGUAUUCAAGAGCAAGCUUUGAAUUGUUGUAGUACUUUGAUCGAUAUUGGAGCUCUUAAUGGUUUUAUCAAAUACCCAUCGACUGUGAAUGCGAUUGCCAGACUUUUGAACAAUAAGGAAUCCAUCAAGACAAGAAUGACAGCUUUAGAGGCUCUUACCUUAAUUUGUACUUCUAGUGAACUUGGAUUUUGGGCAGUAUUGGAGGCAUUGAAUCAAUACAAACUUGAAUAUAAGGAAAUGAAGAGAUUUUCAGAUCUAGUUGAUGCGUUGAAGAAUGAAAAGGAUGAAAAACUUAAAGCAUUUAUUUUGGCACUUUUUAACUCGUUGAUCAAUUCUCCUCAAGACACUUCGAUUAGAAUGUUAUUGAGAAAUGAGUUAAAAUCUCUUGGAUUGGAUGAAAUAGUCACAAAACUCCAAAAAGAUGCUGAUAAUGAUUUAAUUAAGGAUCAAAACCUGAAACAUCAAAUAAGAUCUUUUGAGGAAGAAAUGAUGAGUGGAUUCAUCGAUGACGAUGAAGAAGAGGAAGCUAGCGUCGACAACUUGAAUGUGAAAUCACUUACUGAUCCACUUCAAAUUUCCAAAUUAUUAUUAAUUCGCUUAGGUGGUAGUAGUGUUGGUUUCACACAUUACAGAAAUAUUUUGAGACAUUUACUCGAUUAUACACAAGCAUUCCUCAAAGACUCUUCAGAAAAUUCAGCCAAGAAUGAAAAGACACUUUUGGACAGUUGGAAGAGUAUUGAUAACAUGUUGUAUCAAUUGACUCAUGAUUCCAUGUUUUCUGCCAAGAUGGACCCCAUUCCUGAUGUUCUCAAAUCUGAAAAGAUGGCCAAAAUUCUUCUCCAAAAGAGUAAGAAAAAGUGUGACGAUUUAACCAUCGAGUUGGAAAACCUAAGGAAGGGAGGAGGAAGUAAAUUGGAUCCAUCUCUCAAAUCUUCAUUCGAAGAAUUAGAACGACAAAAUAAGGAUUUGCUAAAAGCCAUUCAAGACCGAGAUUUACUGAUUGAACAAUUGAAGAGAAAUGGUGCAGUGGUAGGACCAACAAUGGAUGCUUCAAGUGGUGGCACCGAUUCAUCCUCAGUUCCACCACCACCUCCUGGAAUGGGUAUUCCUCCUCCACCACCAGGUAUGGGUGGUAUUCCUCCUCCUCCUGGCAUGGGCGUUCCUCCUCCACCUGGAGGAUUGGCCAUCUCCAAACCUCCCGAAGUGAAAUUACCUGAAUUACCCAAACGUGUACCCAAGAAGAAUGUGAAAAACUUUUAUGGAGAUGCCAUCAAGAAACAAAAAGUUGUGAAUACCAUUUGGAUUAAGGACGGUCUAGCUGAGAAGACUAAGGAAGUGGACUUGAAUAUCAAUGAAUUGGAAGAACUCUUCUCCAAUGUUCCAAAAGAAAAGAAGGAAGAGAAAAAGGAACGUAAAAAGAAAGAUUGUGUCAGUUUUAUUGAUCCACAAAAAUCCAACAACUUGUCCAUCAUUUUGGGUUAUUUACGUCUCGAGUAUUCCGAAAUUAAGAGAGCCAUCUUGGAAAUGGAUGAAGAAGUACUCUCGCAACAAAAUAUUGAAUCACUCAAAGAUAAGACUCCAACCGAUGAAGAAAUUCAAGCCAUAUUGGCCUAUGAUGGAGAUGCAGAUUUAUUGGCAGUUUCUGAUAAAUUCUAUUUGGCCAUUAAGGACGUUCCUCGAUUACAGAGUCGAUUGAAUUUUUGGUCCUUUAAGUAUAAGUUUGAAAAUACCAUUCCCGAGAUUAUUCCAGACCUAGAAACCUUACACUAUGCCUCUCAAGAAAUCCUUCGCAGCAAGAAAUUCAAAGAUUUACUCACCAUUGUUUUAGCCAUGGCCAAUUUUUUGAAUGCCAACUCCUCCAAGAAAGAUGCCUAUGGUUUCACAUUGGCAAGUUUAAACAAACUCAAAGAAACCAAAGCCAUUGAUGGCAAAACCACUCUCCUCCAAUACAUUGGUAUUCACUGUAUGGCCAAGAAUCAAGACGUGUUAAAGAUUCGAGAAGAUUUCGGUAAUUUAGCAGACGCCAUUCGAAUUUCCUUACCCGACGUGAAUGCUGAAAUCACAAAACUUCGAGAAGGCGUUUCAGCUCUCGAGAAGGAAUUACAACUCCCCGACUGGAAGAACAAACAAUCGGACAAGUUCUAUCGAACCAUGACUGAGUUUUUGAAAGUGGCCAAGAAUGAUAUGCAUGUCGUGAGUGUCAUUUCAGCCAAACUUGAACAAUCUCUAAAAACCAUCUGUGAACAAUUUGCUGAGGAUGAAAAAGUAGUGUGUAAGAAUCCAACGGAUUUCUUUGGGCAAGUCUUUUCCUUCUUGGAUGCAUUCAUGACUGGCUUUGAGGAAUAUAUUCGACAAAAGAUUGCAGAACGAAAGAAGAGACAAAAGAAGGAGCGUCAACGACAAUUGCAACGACAGCAACAACAACAAAUGUUGGAAGAAAAGCAGAAUCGACUCAAACAACAAACAGGAGGAGAGGAUUCCUCUUCAACAACAACAACAGCUGCAUCAUCCGAUCAGGAUGAGAAUAGGGCCAACACUGCCCGACAUAGAGCCAUGAGAGAACGAAAACAAAGUAUUAUGAGUGGACAAGCCUUUAAGGAUCGAAGAGAGAAUCGAAUCAUGAUGAAACCCAAUCAACAACAACAACAACCUCCUCCUCAGGAAAAUGCUCUUCCUUUUACUGUCAAUCUCAGAAAGACGACUCCAAAAGAAGAACAAUAA
This is a messenger RNA of Naegleria fowleri, 3879 nucleotides long. RefSeq lists its product as uncharacterized. The transcript has 4 exons. Bases 1 to 3879 code for a protein of 1292 amino acids. Lineage: Eukaryota; Heterolobosea; Eutetramitea; Acrasida; Naegleriidae. Gene Ontology annotation, molecular function: actin binding; small GTPase binding. Gene Ontology annotation, biological process: actin cytoskeleton organization. The record is from RefSeq and is a predicted model, not a curated record.